This is a messenger RNA of Bemisia tabaci, 646 nucleotides long. RefSeq lists its product as uncharacterized. The record is from RefSeq and is a predicted model, not a curated record. NCBI's taxonomy places the organism in Eukaryota, Metazoa, Arthropoda, Insecta, Hemiptera, Aleyrodidae.
AAUAAUUGACGUCGAGCAGUUGUUUAUCAGUCUAAAACACUAUCCGGAGCCUUCUGUUGCACUUUUGUUGUUACACAACUCUUUAAAGUUUUCAAAGUUUUCAACCUAAUUGCCAACGUGCAUAGCAAUGCACAACUCCUUAAUUGCUGCACUUGUUAUCUGUUUUCUCACACGCUUCUCGGGAGCUGAUGCCGGUACAACAUAUUGGAAUGCAACGUUGUAUCGGGAUGUAUCGCAAAAUAAUGUUCUGCAGGAGGUAUCGGGAGUCCUAUGCCAGGACGUGGAUGCCUCUAAUCACGACAAAACCUCCUCCAUCAAUACCCAUGACACGUGCGUAAUAGUUUACGCAGAACCUGGUUGUAAAGGGAACCACAAGAAGAUACAACCUGGCACUCCACAUCAUGAUGAUUUUGAACAACUCGGGUUCAACGAUGUCUUGUCAUCCGUUGGGCCUUGUUGAAAAAUGAAAGAAAAUUGUCGUGGACUUGAUAGCUCGCUGGAAAAAAAAAAUUGACUCUUUUCAACAAAGAAAACUGUUUUCUUGACAGUAUCCUGUUACAUUGAAAUAAUGCUCCUUUAUUUCGUCAAAUGUCGCCUGGAGGCUCAAAAAUUUAUUGCCUUUCAAAAGCACGAACUCCAAAAUGUA